This is a messenger RNA of Brassica napus (rape), 982 nucleotides long. RefSeq lists its product as uncharacterized. The record is from RefSeq and is a predicted model, not a curated record. Gene Ontology annotation, biological process: innate immune response. Lineage: Eukaryota; Viridiplantae; Streptophyta; Magnoliopsida; Brassicales; Brassicaceae. The transcript has 2 exons. The coding region runs from base 16 to 780 and encodes 254 amino acids.
ACGGGAAAAUCGUAAAUGAUAUACAACGAUCGCGUGUUUUUUUUACAACAUUUUAACAAAUCAACGUGGUACACGUGGACUACCAACCAAAGCAGGCCGUUAUUUUCAGGAAAAAGGAAGGAUCACAGCUCCGUCGCUUUAUCUAUCCACCCACCCACCCACCCAAUAUCUCGUCGUCUUCCGUUGAUCAUCUUCUUCUUCUUCUUCUCAUCAAUCAAUCAAAAGAGAGACUCUCGUGGAUUCAGAAUCUCUCCUUCCGUCAAAUUCAUAUUCUUCCUCUCUCUCUAUAUAUAUAUAUACAAGGAGUUGCUGAUGGUAGAGAGCUAUAGUAACCUCUCGUGGCUCGUAUGGAUCCAAAUGUUCGUCUUCUUCCUCCUCCUACUCCUCCUCUGCGUCUUCGGAUUGUUAUCCUCAGAGAGCAGUGUCUCAUCAUCCGCUGAUUCACUUCCUUCUACGUCCGCCUCUCGGAGGUUUCUCUCUGGAGAUCCGAUUCCGAUCAGCCACCACCAUGGCUUGGGGUUCUCCGUAGUACAGUCUAAUCAGAUGGGAACUUCUCAGGCCAUCAAAGGAGAGAUAGCACCAGCUGAAACAAGGAGAGUCACGAGAACAGAGGAAGAAGAAAGUUCUUCUGAUGAAGAUUCGACUAGUAGUAGUAGUUUGUAUCAUCCCUGUAAUUUGUUUCAGCUUGCUGGAACUGCAUUCCUUAAGUGUUUUGGGCUUGACCGGAGUACACAAGAAACUGAUGAUUCUCUGAGACCUGAAUCUAAGAAACAGAGGUGAUCCAAGUUCUUGUGAAUAUAGAAGAAGAACAUACACGUUUUUUAUACGAGUUGUUGAUGCGUAGCAUUUGUUGAUUAGGAGAGAAUGAAGAAACAUGUAAGUACAUAUAUGGAAAGGUUAUAUUGUUGGGGUUAACAUGAACGAGUUAACUCAGUGAAUAACUGUGGUUUAAAUAUUUUAAAUGCGGUUUAUAUCGGUGGUA